UUUCAGGUGAUAAACUAGGGCAAUGCUAUUCAGAAGUCAAGUGGAAAACUACCACCCGGCAAAGCCGUUACAGUAUAGCAAGGAUAGUGGGGAGAUCCACACCAUGGCAGAUAUUAUUGCUCAAACUGCACCCGAAAUGAGCCACGGAUACUCCUAUUGGACCAAUCCUCUCUUGUGGUCAGGCCACCUCCAAACUGCAUUCACUGCUCUCAACAAGUUUGAAGACUCAGACAAGGUGUACUAUAAGAGAGAAAUCAUCAGCGUGGAGAAGGACAAGUAUUACGAAGUUGACGGUCACCGGCUUAAGUAUGACACUUGGGAAGGCAAAAGUACGUUUGCUGUGGACUAUGUGAGUACCAGUGAAUAUGAUUCGAACCAUUUAAAGUACCAGCCACUGUCACAAACGGAUGAAUUGCCUCCUCGCACCCAAUACAAGAACCCUAACGUCGAGGUGUUCCCCGACGAAGAGAGACCGUUGGUGGUGGCAUUGCAUGGACUUAGUGGAGGUUCGUUUGAGCUGUAUGUGAGGGCACUAUUGAAUAAAGUACUGCCAGAACUCGACGCAGUGGUAGUCAAUUCAAGAGGAUGCGCAGGCCAUACCAUCACCAGUCCCCAGCUUUUCUGUGGGGUUUGGACCAAUGACUUGCGGUACUUUAUCAAUGAACAUGUCAAGCGUCGGUGGCCUCAUAAGAAGAUAUUGCUUGUAGGAUUCUCAUUAGGUGGAGCCAUCACCGCCAACUAUGUUGGCCAGGAGAAGGAUGACGUGUAUGAGAAGAUCUGUGGGGCCUUUAUCAUGGGAUCCCCGUGGGACUUUUCUGACAGUUCAUAUGUGUUGAGAGAGAGCUUAUUGGGAGAUCGAGUAUACUCACCGGUGAUGUGUCAGAAUUUAUUGAAGUUGCUCAAAAAGCACCACAAGGGCCAACUUAAGUACGUUGAGAUGGUGGAGAAGUACCUGGUGGAUCCUCUGAAGUUCACACUUGGUCAUUUACGGGACUUUGAUGACAACUUCACCUGUAAGUUGUUUGGGUUUAACACCUCUUUUGAAUACUAUCGGCACGCCUCGCCGGUGCAGAGACUCUUUAAGAUCCGUGUUCCCACGGUGAUUGUGAGUUCUAAAGAUGACCCUGUUUGUGGAGUUCGGUCAUUGCCAGUUGAAGAGGCCACUUUAAAUCCUUAUGUGACGAUGGUCACCACCAGCGUUGGAGGUCACUUGGGGUGGUUUGACUACAGCAACAACCGGUGGUACGCGGAGCCAGUGGCCAGAAUGAUGAAGGCAUUGACCGCGCUUUUUAUCAACAUGUCCUCGUCUCACAAAUGGGUCAAAGACCUUAGAGGACUUGCUUCAUCUCCUAAUGACAACGACCACCUCAAGAUCGACUAUAUUGAUGUCAACCUCAAUAACUCCCGAAAGUUGAUUGCAAAUGUGAACACCAUAGUCGCUUCAAGUGAACAAUACCUAUUGGUUAAUCAUCUGGUAAACGAAAGCUUGAUUAAGCUCCAGUCUGCCAGCCAGGCGUUGAAGUGGACGGACGGAGAGAAGAGAUCAUAGUGUGGGGGGUUUCAGACUUUCUAUGGGUGCACGGGUCAGACUAGAUGUCCUUCGAUGGGUAUGGGUCAGAUGUCUACGCC
Messenger RNA from Yamadazyma tenuis ATCC 10573, 1629 nucleotides. RefSeq names its product putative carboxylic ester hydrolase. NCBI's taxonomy places the organism in Eukaryota, Fungi, Ascomycota, Pichiomycetes, Serinales, Debaryomycetaceae. Gene Ontology annotation, molecular function: monoacylglycerol lipase activity; acetylesterase activity. Gene Ontology annotation, biological process: medium-chain fatty acid biosynthetic process; medium-chain fatty acid catabolic process. The record is from RefSeq and is a predicted model, not a curated record.